Molecule: messenger RNA, 1327 nt
Organism: Onthophagus taurus
Lineage: Eukaryota; Metazoa; Arthropoda; Insecta; Coleoptera; Scarabaeidae
Source: RefSeq, a predicted model, not a curated record
UAGAGAUAUGAAUGGUUAUUUUGCGGCGAUUCGUUUCAGAAUUGUUCAUGAAAACGUUUUUUAACCGUUUAGUUUCGGUAAAAAAAAUGUUUGAUAAAGAAUUUUUCGAAAAACUUUUAAAUCUUAAAGUUUCAAACUUAAAAAUUGAAAAUGCUUGUGAAAUAGGUGAGAAUUUUGUGUCGAAAGUUGAACGUAUUUUUAUUUAUGGAAUUAAAAAUGAUAUUGAUUUUCAAACUAGUCUUAUUUUGAAAACUUUUUCAACCAACCCAGCAACUCAAUCCCACAAUUUUGAUAAACAAUUUCAGAACGAAUCCAUUUUUUAUAAAACCAUUUUAAAUCUGCUCAAUAAGUAUUCCAGAAGUACUUUAAAAACCCCUAAAUGUUUUUAUAAUGAUGAAAAACAUUUAAUUUUUGAAGAUUUAACUCUAGAUGGUUUUAAAACAAAACCAAAAGGUCAUAGAUUUGAUUUAAAUGAAGCUAAAUUGGUGAUUAUUGAAAUUUCAAAAAUGCAUUCAGCAUCUUUAUCGUUACAAAUCAAAGAUUCCAAAUCAUUUUUUGAAGUGUUAAGUAAUCUUCAUUCUUUUAUGAAUAAAGAAGGGAAUCAAUUAUUAGAAAAGUGUUACUUAGACCAUUUAAACACGUCGAUUAAAAUUUUUGAAGAAAAUUCGGAAAUUGUGACAUUUUUAAAAAACUUGAAAGAAAAUGUUUAUUCAAAAGUAAUUGAAAUUUUUGAAAAACCAACCGAAAUUAAAGUUCUAAAUCACGGCGAUUUAUGGGGAAAUAACAUAUUUUUCAAAAACGACGUUGAUAUUAAAAUAAUUGAUUUUCAAAUGUUACAUUAUGGCUCACCAGCAAUGGAUUUAGUAUAUUUUUUAUGGAUAAAUCUCGAUUCAGAAAACAGAAAAACGAAUUUCAAAGAAUUAUUGGAGUGUUACAUUGAAAAUUUAAAACGAUUUUCGUUCGAAAACGAUAUAGAUUCGAAUCUAAUCAAUAAAAUGACCUUACAAUGGAUCCAAAACGAAAUGAAAACAUUUACUUUGUAUGGAAUGUUAUGUUGUUUUAUAUUUUUACCAGUUUUUUAUAUCAAUUUAGACGACAUAUCCCGUAAUUAUCAUUUAGAUAACGUUUAUAUGAAAUUAAUGAACGAUUCUUAUAAAGAAAACAUGAUUAACGCAGUCAGGGAUUUCAUUCAUUUCCAAAAUUAUCACUUUUAAUUUUAUCUCAUAUAAUUUUGAUUUAUAAAUUUAAAAUUUGAGUCGCCAUCUAUUGUUGAGUAAAAAAAGUGAGAAUUUCUUAAAUUUUAAGUAAAAUAAAGAUGUCGCUAGUU